AUGGAAGCUAUGUUUGCAAUUAUAACAAUAUUAUGCUGCUUCACUUCCCCUGCAAUUGCAUGCCCCUUCCCUGAAAGAAAUCUUCUCCUGGAUUUCAAGGCAGCAGUUGUAGAUGAGUAUAACACUCUAACUUCCUGGCACGGAUUCAAUUGCUGUACGUGGAGAGGAGUCAGUUGUAAUCUCCGCACAGGCCAUGUUUCUCGACUGGAUCUGAGUGGACUCAAUUUGGAAGGUAACAUCAGUUCAUCGCUGUUCCAACUUGCACGGUUGGAGCACCUCGAUCUCAGUGACAACCUCUUCAAGGGUAAAUUCAGUCCUCCCCAUAAUCGAAAGUUGAAGAGUCUCACUUUUCUUAACUUGUCAUUUUCUGGAUAUGUAAAUGAAACCUCUCUGGGUUCUGUAAGGGAAUUUUAUGUGAGUUUGGAAAGCUUAUCAAAUCUGGUGAGCUUGGAAUACCUCUCUCUUGCUGCAGUGAACAUCUCUGCAAGCAAAGAGUGGGGUGAAGCUGUUGGCAGUCUACCCAACCUUCAAAAACUCCACAUGUCUGACUGUGGGCUUGGAGGACCAAUUGCCAAUUCCCUUCUCAACCUCACCUCUCUCCUUCACCUCGAUCUCUCAGAGAACUAUUUGUCAGCACAAAUACCAGCUUGGUUUGAAAAUAUGACUGCCCACUUGCUCUCACUUGAUCUCUCUUGGAAUUACAAUCUUGGAGGAGACAUUUCUUUCAUUGGACAACGAAAGACUUCUUUGUCACUAACCAGCAUUGAUCUUUCAGGGACAGCCAUCAAGGGCCGAAUUCCAUCUGCUGUAGGAAAUAUCUCAUGCUUGGAGCAUCUUCGUCUGAGAGGUACCAGAAUUGAAGGUGAGAUUCCAGCUGCUAUAGGCAAUUUGUUGUCCUUGCAAAUUCUUGAUCUGUCAGGUACCAGAAUUGAAGGUGAGAUUCCAGCUGCUAUAGGGAAUUUGUUGUCCUUGCAAAUUCUUGAUCUGUCAGGUACCAGAAUUGAAGGUGAGAUUCCAGCUGCUAUAGGGAGUGUGUCGUCCUUGAAGAGUCUUGACCUGUCUAAUACCGGAAUUGAAGGUGAGAUUCCAGCUGCUAUAGGGAGUGUGUCGUCCUUGAAGAGUCUUGACCUGUCUAAUACCAGAAUUGAAGGUGAGAUUCCAGCUGCUAUAGGGAAUAUGUCGUCCUUGAAGAGUCUUCGUCUAUUUACUACCUCUAUUGAAGGUGAGAUUCCUCUCUCCAUAGUCAAUCUCUCUAAACUUGUUUCUUUGGAGCUGUCCUACAACAAGUUAACUGGGGUAAUCCCACCUUCAUUGGACUCACUUUCUUCCCUUGUUAGUCUUGACCUUUAUGCCAACGAAUUGAAUGGUACGAUUCCAUCUACAAUUUCAAAUCUUGUUAACUUAAGAAGAAUUUCGCUUGACUCCAAUAGUUUAAGCGGCCUCAUUUCCCUUUCUGUAUUCGACAAUCUCACUGGACUUCAUGAGCUGUAUCUUUCUGACAAUCAGUUAACUGUAAACAUUGAUUCAACAUGGAUUCCGCAGUUUAAGCUUUCCUCUUUGGCAUUAGGCUCUUGCAAUUUAGAUAGAAUUCCAUCGUUUCUUGUGACCCAAUACGGCUUGGCAUAUCUAGACCUAUCUGCUAACAGUAUCCAAACAAAUAUUCCAUCUUGGCUAUGGAACUUACCCAGCCUUUAUAGUUUGAACCUUAGCUGUAAUCAAUUAACUGGGUCAUUGCCAUCUAGACAAACCUUACCCAAGUAUUUUGAAAUUCUAGAUUUGCACAAUAAUAGCCUAGAAGGUUCUCUUCAUCUUCCUCUCGCUGGAGCUUAUCUGGCAGAUCUGUCGAUGAAUCAGUUUAAUGGUUCUAUUCCUAGUCCCAUCGGUGCGUAUCUUGAAAAUGCAGUGUUCUUAACCUUGUCCCGGAAUAACCUCAGCGGAGCGAUUCCAGAGUCUAUUUGCACUCCAUAUUUGCAGGUUCUUGACCUUUCAAAAAAUACGCUGAGCAGUGUCAUUCCUCCUCAUUUAACCAGGAAUUGUUCUUCUCUUAGUGUUCUAGAUUUGGCAGAGAAUCAUCUGGAAGGUAAAUUGCCAGCAGAGUGGGGCAACAUUACAAACAUGCAUACAUUGAAGCUCAAUGGUAAUCAUUUGAGAGGAGUUAUUCCCUCAUCCAUUUCAGAAGGCCGAUCUCUGCAAGUAUUGGAUUUGGGAAAUAAUGAUUUGGAAGGCACCCUUCCCCAGUGGAUUGGAAAGCUAUCACAGCUGCAUGUGUUGGUCUUAAGGUCUAAUCAUUUUCAUGGCAGUAUCCCACGCCAGGUAAUUGGCCUUCCGAAUCUUCAAAUUCUGGAUCUUUCUGGCAACCACCUUUCAGGAGCUAUUCCAAGCAACCUUACAAACCUGCUUGCAAUGGUCAAUGCAUCGCAGAAUAAUUCAAACCAUCUCCGAGAAUACAGUCCAUUUGGUGCUGCAUAUACAAAUCAGAUCAAAAUUUCCUGGAAAGGCUGGGAUGUUGAAUUUGUGAAAGUUCUCUUUAUUCUUAAAUGUAUUGAUCUUUCAAACAACAGUUUAUCAGGGAGCAUUCCUUUUAAAAUGGGAUCUCUUCAAGGCUUGAUAGCCCUUAACCUUUCAAGGAAUCAUCUCAGUGGCCGAAUCCCAAAAACAUUGGGACACAUGGAACAACUAGAGUCUCUGGACCUCUCGCUAAACAGGUUGAAUGGCAACAUUCCCUUAGAACUUGAGUUCCUGAGUUAUUUGGAGUUCUUGAAUCUAUCUUACAACAUGCUUGAUGGAAAAGUACCCCAUGGAGGACAGUUCCUAACUUUUGGGGAGUCGUCCUACUUAGGCAAUCUUAAUCUAAGUGGGAUUCCAUUUACCAAUAUAAGCGUCUGCAACAACUCUUCUGGCUAUGGCAACUGCACAAGUAUUGAGAGAAUUGGUGAAGCAAAGAAUUCAGAUGGUGAAAUGAUAGGAUGGGCAGUGGGACUUGGAUUGAGUUAUGGUAUGGGAUUCUCUAUUGUGAUUGGAGUAUUGACUUUAAAUAAGAGGGUGAGAAAGAGAGCCUUCGAUUUUUAUGAUGUUGUAAUAUUAGCUAUUGAUGGGUGUAUAAGAGGUUAA
Cryptomeria japonica (Japanese cedar) is the source of this 3111-nucleotide messenger RNA. RefSeq names its product receptor-like protein EIX2. NCBI's taxonomy places the organism in Eukaryota, Viridiplantae, Streptophyta, Pinopsida, Cupressales, Cupressaceae. Bases 1 to 3111 code for a protein of 1036 amino acids. The transcript has a single exon. The record is from RefSeq and is a predicted model, not a curated record. Gene Ontology annotation, molecular function: protein binding.